Leptosia nina is the source of this 1806-nucleotide messenger RNA. NCBI's taxonomy places the organism in Eukaryota, Metazoa, Arthropoda, Insecta, Lepidoptera, Pieridae. The record is from the annotation of a GenBank genome assembly.
AUGAAGUGCCACUACGAAAUUCUAAGCAUUUCGCGCGAUGCGAGUGCGUCUGAAAUAAAAAAAGCUUACCGCAAACUUGCACUGCAAUGGCAUCCCGAUAAAAACCUAGAAAACUUGCAGGAGGCUAAGGAUCAGUUUCAACUCAUACAGAAUGCGUACGAAGUGCUGUCUGAUCCUCAGGAACGUGCCUGGUAUGAUAAUCACAGAGAGCAGCUUUUAAAAGGUGCAGGAAGCUCAUACAAUGAUGAUAGUCUUGAUGUAUACCCCUACUUUAGUCCAAGUUGUUAUAAAGGCUUUGGAGAUGAUCCGCAGGGAUUCUAUACAAUUUAUUCUGAGGUAUUUUCAAAGCUUGCAUCUGAAGAAAUAGAUUUUCUUGAUGAUCCUGAAGAUAUUUCUAAAAUACCUAAAUUUGGAAAUUCAAUGACUUCUUAUGAAGAAGUCCAUGAGUUUUAUGCAUAUUGGAUGGCUUACUCGACUAACAAAAGCUAUGUGUGGCUUGAUCAGUAUGAAAUAUCACAAGGUGAUAAUCGUCGAGUUAUAAAAUUAAUGGAAAAGGAAAACAAUAAAAUUAGGCAAAAAGCUCGCAAAGAACGAAAUGAAGAAAUCCGUAGACUUGUCAGUUAUGUACGAAGACGAGAUAAGAGAGUGAUUAAACAUACAAAGCUGCUGCAAGAAAAAGCUGAAGAAAAUAAACGGAAGGCUGAGCAAAUCAGAAGAGACAGAAUUAUACAACGACAAAAGGAAAUUGAGGAAGCAAAACAGAAGGAAGGUGAAUCAUCAUUUUUGCAAAGUGAGGAUUACCAAAAAAAAUUAAGUGAAAUUGAGUCAUUAUUAGCUGAGGAGUUUGGUUUGUCAUCUGAAGAUGAUACUAUAUCAGAAGGUGGAAUGGAAAGUAGUAAUGAGGAUAGUUCUAAGACAGAAGAGCCAAGUGAUGUCUCAAAAACUAAAUUCUCACCAAAAAGCAAAACAGUUUUAAAAAACUUAUAUUGUUCAGCUUGUAACAAACUAUUUAAAAAUAUAAAAUCCUUUGAAAAUCACGAAAAUAGUAAAAAACACAAGGAAAAUGUCUCAAAUAUGAUACUAGACGAAGAAGUUGAAAUCUCAGAGCAAGAGGAAGAAGGGAGUGAUAAAAAUGAGGAAAUUAUUGAUAAAGAUUGUAACACUGCAAAUAUAAAUGGUGAAGCGCAAGUUGAAGUUGACCACAUUGGAAAUUCUACAACAGAUAUUGAACUGAGAGAGUCAUUGAGUGAUGACUCUGAUAAAGUACAGGCUUUACCAAAAAGCCACAAAAAAAAGAAAAACAAAAAGAAGUCCUUUAUUCCUAUGCCUGAAAGUGAAGGUAAUGAUAGUCAUGAUGAAAUGAGUUUUAAUGAAAUAGAAGGGCCUGCUCGCAGCAGAAAAGCAAAGAAGUUUAAUAUGCUGAAAAGUCAAAUACAGGCUAAAAAAGAAGCAAACCUUAAAAAAGGUUCUCAAUCACAAACCUCUACUGAAAAUCUGUAUGAAGUAUCAAGCACCACACCAACUGAUGAUGCCCUUGGAGAAGCAGCCUUACCUAGAGAUAGACCUGUUUUACCUAAAGUUCAAAGAAAUAUUAAGCCCAAAAAGGUAGUUGAACGAAAAACAAUGAGGCCCAAAGCAAGUGAGACAGAGGACUCUAGUAGUGCUGUAAAUCUUAGAUGCGUUGUCUGUCAAACAGACUUUCCCUCUAAAAAUAAGCUAUUUGAGCAUUUAAAAAAAACAGGCCACUCUGUCCCACUUCAACAGGCUAACCUUAAUCAAAAGAAAGGGAAAAAGGCAAAUAGGUAA